This is a messenger RNA of Mesocestoides corti, 490 nucleotides long. The record is from the annotation of a GenBank genome assembly. Lineage: Eukaryota; Metazoa; Platyhelminthes; Cestoda; Cyclophyllidea; Mesocestoididae.
UCGGCUCAUUGUACCCAACGGCCCCGCCAUUGGCGCAGCGGUAUUCCUCGGAGACGACGGCGAAGCGGAUUCAGUCCUUCGUCUCGGCAGUCUCGUCCACUUGACUCUGAAUGGCGGCACAAACUACGUCCAACUGAGGGCGAUAUUUGACGACAACUGUGAGUCGCAUCGUCUGCGUGUUCUGCGUGACACGCGCCUUCUGCUCGCCGUGCCGCUCGAGGAGGCGCACGUGGAGGGUCCUGGAAAAUCUCUGCAGCCGGAGACUCCGUGCACCAAUCCACCUCUGCGCUGUUUCAAACCAAUCAAAUUUAGCCCUCAGGGAAGUUUGGCUUGCGUGGCCUUUUCGAAACCUGAGGGAUCCAUUACAACUCCCGGAGACACGAUCAUCCUGUGUACAACCAUAACGGGGAUAAUGAUCGUCCACUUUGCCUCCGAUACUCCACUCAAAAGUGCGGUUUUCGCCAUUGAAAAGCUAAAUCUUCCUGCAUAG